This is a messenger RNA of Cajanus cajan (pigeon pea), 1873 nucleotides long. RefSeq names its product cytochrome P450 71D11. NCBI's taxonomy places the organism in Eukaryota, Viridiplantae, Streptophyta, Magnoliopsida, Fabales, Fabaceae. Gene Ontology annotation, molecular function: oxidoreductase activity, acting on paired donors, with incorporation or reduction of molecular oxygen; heme binding; monooxygenase activity. The record is from RefSeq and is a predicted model, not a curated record.
AAAAAAAAAGAGACAACAACCAAUAAAAGGCAAUAUUGAUCCUGAUCUUUAUCAGGACUUAGAAAACACUUUGUUAGUCUCUUUUGUCACCAUGGAUUCCGAAGUACUUAACAUCCUGGCCCUUGUGAUGCCUCUUUUCCUCUUUGUGAUUCUGGCACAGAAAAUAGGGAAGAAUGUUAAGAAAACUGAUUCAUCUCUAAAAUUGCCUCCAGCACCAUGGAAGCUACCUAUUAUAGGAAAUACACAUCAUUUAGUAACAUCAAUACCACCACAUAAAAGAUUAAGAGACUUGGCCAAAAUAUAUGGACCCUUCAUGCAUCUUCAACUUGGGGAGGUCUUCACAAUCAUUGUUUCCUCACCAAAAUAUGCUAUGGAGAUAAUGAAAACUCAUGAUGUCAUCUUUGCAUCAAGGCCUCGCAUUCUAGCCUCAGUUGUCUUUUCUUAUGAAUGCAAAGAUAUUGCCUUUUCACCUUAUGGAGAUUAUUGGAGACAGUUACGAAAAUUGUGCACAGUGGAGCUUCUCACCCAGAAACGUGUCAACUCAUUCCAACCAAUAAGAGAAGAAGAACUCGCCAAUCUCGUUAAAAUGGUUGCUUCACAUAAUGGGUCCCCCAUCAACCUCACUGAAGCAGUUCUUUUAUCAACAUAUAAUAUCAUUUCAAGAAGUGCUUUUGGCAUGAAAUGCAGAGACAAGGAAGAAUUCAUAUCGCUCCUAAAAAAAGUAAUGACAGUUACAGCAGGUUUUAACAUAGAAGAUCUGUUUCCUUCUGCUAAAUGGCUUCAUCUUGUUACUGGUGCGAGGCCUAAACUCGAGAGGUUGCAUCGACAAAUGGAUAAGAUACUACAAAACAUCAUCGAUGAACACAAAGAGGCAAAGUCAAAAGCUAAAGAAGACCAAGCUGAAGCAGAGGAAUAUUUGGUAGAUAUUCUACUAAAAUUCCAGGAUGGUAAUGAUAGUAACCAAAACAUUUGCUUAACUAUUAACAAUAUCAAGGCUAUAAUCAUGGACAUCUUUACUGGAGGAGGUGAAGCAGAAUCAACUACCAUAAAUUGGGCAAUGGCAGAAAUGAUAAGGAAUCCAAGAGUAAUGAAGAAAGCACAAGUUGAAGUGAGAGAGGUGUUCAACAUUAAAGAAAAGGUUGAUGAAAUUUGCAUCAAUGAACUCAAGUAUUUGAAAUCAGUUGUGAAAGAGACUUUAAGGUUACACCCUCCAACUCCUCUUUUACUUCCAAGAGAAUGUGGACAAACAUGUGAGAUCGAUGGGUAUCAUGUACCAGUCAAAAGUAAGAUCCUUAUCAAUGCUUGGGCUAUCGGAAGGGAUCCAAAAAACUGGACUGAACCUGACAGGUUUUAUCCAGAGAGAUUCAUUGAUAGCUCUAUUGAUUACAAAGGGAGUAAUUUUGAGUACAUUCCAUUUGGUGCUGGAAGAAGAAUAUGUCCAGGCAUCACCUAUGGAUUAGCAAGUGUUGAAGAAACCCUUGCAUUUUUGUUGUAUCAUUUUGAUUGGAAGCUUCCGAACGGAAUGAAAAGUGAGGACUUGGACAUGACUGAGCAAUUUGGAGCAUCUGUGAAAAGAAAAGAUGACCUAUACUUGAUGGCUGUUGUUUCUCAUCUCGGUAUGGGGUUUAAGCCGAGCGCACCGAGCGCAUCAUUCGGUCUUCGAGUAUUCGGAAAGCUCGGGUAUUGGGCCUUAGUGUUCGGUUCGUAUCGCGAGUGGUCGACGAGUUCGGUUUUCGGGUUUGGGUAUUCGGCCUGGUCGGCCACCAUACGGUAUACAACCCCCGCAGCGUCGAGGAUGUGGAAGACGAAGACGUUCUUUAGUGUCUGGUAUGGUGUUAUCGACGACUGUGGCCGACCAUGCGAUCCCUAUUGA